Mus pahari (shrew mouse) is the source of this 2171-nucleotide messenger RNA. It is a transcript of the gene Cdkl1, whose product is annotated as cyclin dependent kinase like 1. Bases 398 to 1459 code for a protein of 353 amino acids. Lineage: Eukaryota; Metazoa; Chordata; Mammalia; Rodentia; Muridae. The transcript has 11 exons. Gene Ontology annotation, biological process: protein phosphorylation. The record is from RefSeq and is a predicted model, not a curated record. Gene Ontology annotation, molecular function: ATP binding; cyclin-dependent protein serine/threonine kinase activity. Gene Ontology annotation, cellular component: nucleus.
CCCGGGUUGGCCAGGUUUCACAUCGUGUGUUUUCUCUGCUGAAGUCCUGCCGCCAGCGCACAAGCACAAGCGCCUAGCAUAGGGGUUGGAAGGGCUGACAAAAUGUAGAGGCUGUCUGUGCGAUCCUUGUUUCAAGAUUUCCUGCAUCCAUCAACUGCCACGGUCACUGUGCUGAAACAGGUUCAAUAAGAAGCUGCAGCACCGAGCAGGACCCACGCAAUUGCUGUCCUUCGGGGUUCACAGGCAAGGAAGGGACACCAAGGAGUGGGCGUUGUAAGAUCCCGGACGACAGCCCUUACUUGAUGAGGCUCGAGAGCGGUCGGUUCUCUUAUUUCAUAAGGGACCUUUAAAAACUAUAUGAAAAUCCGUUCUCAAGGAGACUUGCUCCUCCUCUGUAAUGGAAAAAUACGAAAAAAUUGGAAAGAUUGGAGAAGGCUCCUAUGGGGUAGUGUUCAAGUGCAGAAACAGGGACACGGGUCAGAUCGUGGCCAUCAAGAGGUUUCUGGAAACCGAAGAUGACCCUGUCAUAAAGAAAAUCGCCCUUCGAGAAAUCCGCAUGCUCAAGCAACUCAAACAUCCCAACCUUGUCAGCCUCCUGGAAGUCUUCCGGAGGAAGCGGAGGCUUCAUCUGGUGUUCGAGUACUGCGACCACACAGUGCUUCACGAGCUGGAUCGGUACCAGAGGGGGGUACCAGAGCCUCUCGUGAAGAACAUAACUUGGCAGACACUACAGGCUGUAAAUUUCUGCCACAAACACAACUGCAUACACAGAGACGUGAAGCCGGAAAACAUUCUCAUCACCAAACAGUCAGUCAUUAAGCUCUGUGACUUUGGGUUUGCACGGCUUCUCACUGGACCAGGUGACUACUACACAGACUACGUGGCCACCCGGUGGUACCGCUCACCCGAGCUGCUAGUGGGAGACACACAGUACGGUCCCCCCGUAGAUGUCUGGGCAAUUGGCUGUGUGUUUGCUGAGUUGCUGUCCGGUGUGCCUCUGUGGCCAGGAAAAUCCGACGUGGAUCAGCUCUACCUGAUAAGGAGAACCCUGGGGGAUCUCAUUCCCAGGCACCAGCAAGUAUUUAGCAUGAAUCAAUACUUCAGUGGGGUGAAAAUUCCAGACCCUGAAGACAUGGAAACGCUCGAGUUGAAGUUUCCAAACAUCUCCUACUCUGCGCUGAGCUUCUUAAAGGGCUGCCUCCAUAUGGACCCCGCUGAGAGGCUGACAUGCGCACAGCUGUUGCAGCAUCCGUAUUUUGACAGCAUCCGAGAAGUUGGGGACUUGACGAGACAACAUGACAAACCAGCGAGGAAGAAGACCCUGAGGCAGAGUAGAAAGCACUUGACUGGGUUGCAGUAUCUACCUCAGCUAACCAGCAGCCACACCCUUCCAGCUUUGGACAAUAAGAAGUACCACUGUAGUACCAAGAGAUUUAACUACCAUUUUCCAAAUAUUUAAGGAGCUGGCAGAGUGAUGAAGAAUUGAUCAAUACUUGGAAGAAAAAAAUGUACACAUUUGAUUCCUGUCUUGAACACACAUCAGGAGACAACACAAACAGGAAGCUGGGGGUCGUUUGCCAGGACACGAAGGGAAAUUCCAGAUCCCAAGUUCCAUGCUUGGUGGGGGUGUCCAGAGAAGAAAACAAAAGCCCGGGGUUUUGGCUAGUUUUUUUGUUUCUCUAAGCAGCAGAGCUUAUGGACAGAAUACAAACUGUAUCUCCUGCCCACAGCUGCAAUAUCAGAUAACGUCAAAAGACCUACGCUUCAGGUUGCUCUCUGCCACAUGCAGAAAGUGGAUCAAGAAAUGUCCAUAUACAUUUAUUUGGAUGUGUUGCCUUGAGUCCUAUCUUCUAUGUUGUUUGCAAAUCAUAUUUAAGUAUGAUUUUAGUCCCUGAAAUCAAAAUGUUUGUGAUUCUAUUUCUUGUUUGCUCUUUCUUGAUUUUUAUGGUUUAAGAAUUUUUUAGAAUUAUCUAAGUUGAUCCAAAUGUCAAAAAUCAUAUCUAGAUUAUCUUAAAACUUAGCAGUUUUUAUGCUUUUAUAGCCAAUGAGAUACUUAUACAUCUUACAUACACUUUUAUCUUUAAGAUCAGGAUAGGAGAGACCGGGUGUGGUGGCGCACGCCUUUAAUCCCAGCACUUGGGAGGCAGAGGCAGGUGGAUUUCUAGGUUCGA